ACACACACCCACACACACAUUGUUAGUGAUAUGAAAAGCAGCUUCACCCUCCUCAUCUCUUAGUUUGAAGAGUUGCCGUCUGGCUGUGAGCGACUACAUUUUCUGGCCUUCUCUCAUCGUUGCUCCUACAAAAAAUAGAACAAAAUUUCCUAACAUUCCCAGCAUCUGCACUUCACUAGAUCUACUGGAUCAUCUGAGAGAUUCGACUGAAUCAAGAUGCUGCUGAUGAUUGAAGCUCUUCUACUAAUUUCAGCUGCCGUAGGAGAGGAUCUCAGAGCGGCUGCUGCUGUCAAAGGACAGAUAUUUCCAUUGGAUAUGGCAGUGAAUUCUGUUGAUGACGAUUUUAAGGGCUGUAGAGAGAACAUGGCAAACCUGGUGAAGACAGAAUAUCUACAGAAGGAACUCAAUAACUCAGCUGAAUUUAAUAAGGCUUGGAAAAAAGGUCUAGAACAUGGCCAGAAAGAUUACAGUAAAGAUAACUUGACAAGCAAUCAUUCAGUUGCCAUUUAUGUGUACACUGAUGAUAUGGUAUUUCGUGAUUUCAAUAAUGACACUCGUUACGGUAAACAAAACUACACAAACAAGACAUACAAAUGGUAUUCACUUCAUUUUUUGUUAGCAGAUGCGAUACAGAUUCUGAAGAAAACACAAAAAGGAUGCAUGACAACUUAUCGUCGUACAAAUGUUAAAUUUAAUGAGAACGUACUGAACACAACAGUUCGUUUUGGAUCAUUUGCAUCUUCCUCUCUUCAUAGUAACAAAACUAUUUUUGGAAAUGUGUCUUGUUUUAAUAUCAGUACUUGUUAUGGUGCUGAGGUGACAAAAUAUUCUAAGCUUCCUCGUGAGAGAGAGUGGCUGAUUCCUCCGUAUGAGAUGUUUAAUGUCAUUGAUGUCAAGACGAGAAGAGAUCAGAAAGAUCUCUGGUGUGACACUGUGUUUGUGUUGAAUAGCACUGGAACACAAAAUGAUCUGAACUGUGCUUUAUUCAGGGGACCAAGUCCAAAAAUAAGUAUUAUGUUUGGAAUGGAACAAAUGUUUUGAAUGAACAUUUCCACACAAAUCAAUAUAAAUGUAUCUCUUUCCUCUCAGUGUACUGAUUAUUUGUCAGAGAAUACAACUUCAACAAAAUAAAGUUAAUUUUGAAGUGACCCAA
This is a messenger RNA of Ctenopharyngodon idella (grass carp), 1153 nucleotides long. Its product is annotated as T-cell ecto-ADP-ribosyltransferase 2-like. Gene Ontology annotation, molecular function: NAD+-protein-arginine ADP-ribosyltransferase activity; NAD+ poly-ADP-ribosyltransferase activity. The record is from RefSeq and is a predicted model, not a curated record. Bases 217 to 1041 code for a protein of 274 amino acids. Lineage: Eukaryota; Metazoa; Chordata; Actinopteri; Cypriniformes; Xenocyprididae. The transcript is spliced from 3 exons.